UUCUGGCUUUCGAGCGAAAUGGCGCGAGGACGGGUUAGUCGAAGCGGAGGGGGGAAGCGGCCGAACGCUUCCGUCGUUCCCGUUUUUAAGGUACGACCGAUUUCCGUUUAGGUCGGGCGACGGAAAUCCCUUUCCGGAGCCUUCCGACGGACGGCCGGCACCGUUUCCGAGAACUACGCCGCCGGUGUCGGGGGUAGCGGGCGACGUUAGCUUCCGUCUGUUGUCGCGCGCGCCGGGUAGGAGAGAAGAGCCGGAAAGGACCCGGAGUUCCGGAUCCGGCGCUACCGGAAGUCCGCAGAAUACGAGCCGACCCGGGCCGAGGCCGCGGCCUCUUCGUAGGUGCCGGCUGUCGACUUAUAAGAUGGCGCUGGCCGCGGUUGACCGUCGGAACGGGGGUUUCCGAGAUCCGACGGACUUUUCCGGAAGCCGAAGAAUUUCCGGUCGGGGUCCGACGACUUCCGUAAACGGCCGGAAGAUGGCGCCGUCGUCGGCCACCGCUUCCGGAAAGACAAAUUCCGUCCGAAAGAGCCCGUUUGUAUUUUCGCGGCGAUUUCGACGGUGCGUUACCGCCUCCGUAAACUUCGCGCGCCCCGUUGUACCGCCGCCAAUUUACGUUUCCUCCGUUCGAAAUUUGUUUACGUAAAAUCAACGUACGGAAGACGCUAUUUACCUGCUCCACCGCCCUCUUAUCGUAUUAAAAUAGCCCCGUACUCACCAGAAGUUUCCUAUAAAACCGCCAAAACAUUUAAAUUAUUUAAAAUAAGGUUACGCAUUUCCCACGGUUGCUUUUUCCGUGUAAAAUGUUAAGAAAUCUACUUUUAAAAUCGUCAUUAACGUAAAAACGCGCUGGUGGAUGACGACGCGGUGGCUCGUUUUACAUUUCAAAAAUUGGAAUACGUCCCGGAAGAUCUGGGAAUUCUUUCUGUACGUGCCGAUUUAUAAUCAAAAUAAUAAUUUACUCGUUCGGAAUAAAACUUUUUUGCAAAUUGCGUCGUAUAGAAGUGUCGGGGAUUGCCCUUAUACGCAGUAAAAAGAAUUGGAAAUAGUGUGGUUUAAAAAAUGUGGUUAAUUUUCAAAAAGGCAUUAUGCUUAGAAAAUUUGCUUCAUGUUUGUUUAUGUAUCUACUGCAUCAGACGUAUUGUACAACCGAGAAUAUUUCCUAUCUAUCUAGUCAAGUUUUUACUGUGAGAAAUCCAAAUUCUUUUUUACGUAUAGAGUCAAAUUGGUCAUUCCCAUUGAGCAAAGGACUCAAAUUUAAAUUCAGGACUAAACAACCAAAUGGUCUUAUAAUGUAUCAUGGAAUGAAUGAUUCAACUGGAAGUUUAGUAUAUGCAUUAUAUCUAAUUUUAGAAAAUGCAAAAUUGAGAGUAAUACAUAAAACUGACACAUUUUCAGCAGAUUCUUUUCAUGUAGGGAAAGGUUUGAAUCAUGAUAAAUGGCAUGAAGUUUCAUUAGUAGCAGUUUUAUCAACACUAAAUUUGAGGAUUGAUGUUGAUAGUACAUAUGUAAAUGCACAGUUACCAUCAUUAGAAAAAUAUUCAGGAUUUCAUAAUGAAAUGAACAUUUCAUCUUUUUUCUAUUUCGGAGGGUUUGAUGUUAUGCCAAUUUCAAGUCAAUUGUAUAAUUAUGAAAAAUUUAUCGGGUGUAUAGGAAAUAUUGAGUUUUACAAGUCAAAUUUAAAUUUGUCCAGAGCAUCUGUAAAGUUUUCUAGUGUAGAAAAUGGUUGUAUAGACUUAUGUUUAACAGGAAAUAUUUGUGAAAAUAAUGGAAACUGUGUAAAUCAUUAUACCAGGAUCAGUUGUAAUUGUUUUGGAUCUCAAUAUGAAGGAAAUAUAUGUGAACAAAGAGGAUUAACAGCUAUUACUCUCUUUGGAUAUUCACGCUUAACUUACAGAAUUUAUGAUUGGAGUAGUCGAAUUCAUUCUGAAAUAAAUAAAUUAGGUAUUUCUUUCAAAGCAUAUUUUCCAAAUUCAUUAUUAUUUUAUGCUUCUGGAAAUGAACCUCAUCAUAAUUAUUUUAGUGCUGUGAUUUUAAAUGAUGGUCUUUAUUUUGAAAUGAGCCUAGGAGAUGAAAUGUUAAAUGCUACUAUGUCUAACAUUGUUCUUGGAAAGUGGCAUAAUUUUACAAUGAUUCAUCAUGGAAAAGAAAUAACUUUAAUUCUUGAUUCCACAUCAGUCACACUGUAUAAUAGUGGACCUCAUUAUCAUUUGAAUAUUGACCCAUAUUUAUUUAUUGGAGGGAUAUCGGUUAAUUCUAAAGGCCCUAAAUUUGGAUAUAACUUUGUGGGAUGUUUGAAAGGCGUUUAUUUUAACGAUAAAGAUAUUUUGUUUUCUUUGAGAAGUAACGAUGGUGUGGUACGUCAUCACAGUUUAUUUCCCAUGCAAUUUGGAUGCCAACACAUAGCAUUUAUUCCUAUGACAUUUCCCUUUGUGGAGUCACAAAUAGUGAUAAAUAGUUCAUCAAAUAGUAUACAUCAAGUUUCUUUUGAAUUUAAAACUACAGAAAAGAAUGGCAUUAUAUUUACUGCUAAUAUAAAAUUGAAUUCUUCUGCAGGAUUAUGGCAGGAAAGCGAGAUGAAUAGUUUAACUCCUCCGGAACCAUUUUCUAUGGACACGUCGAAUCCAGAAAAUUGGAGUCUAUGGAAGCAACGAUUUGAUAUUUAUGCAACGGCUAUAGAUUUACCUGCAAAAAGUAUUCCACAGCAGAGAGCCAUCCUGCUCCAUAUUAUCGGAGAAAAAGGCUUAGAAAUAUACAANGCAAGAUGGACGGCUCUGUUUAAUGUAUGCGACUGGAGAUCGUCCGGUCCAAGUAGAACCCUGAAUAAAGUAUUCAGAUCAUCUGAAGCUAUUGAACCUUACAAUGAAAAAAGAUCAUUGUAA
This is a messenger RNA of Centruroides sculpturatus (bark scorpion), 2879 nucleotides long. RefSeq names its product neurexin-1-like. The coding region runs from base 1086 to 2879 and encodes 597 amino acids. NCBI's taxonomy places the organism in Eukaryota, Metazoa, Arthropoda, Arachnida, Scorpiones, Buthidae. The record is from RefSeq and is a predicted model, not a curated record. The transcript has 11 exons.